This is a messenger RNA of Racocetra persica, 929 nucleotides long. The record is from the annotation of a GenBank genome assembly. NCBI's taxonomy places the organism in Eukaryota, Fungi, Glomeromycota, Glomeromycetes, Diversisporales, Gigasporaceae.
AUUCAGUUUCGCCAUUUCAAAGUGAUGAAAAUAUUAUAUUUCAACAUGAUUGGGUAUUCCUUGAACCAAAAAACUAUCACAAACUAGACGCCGGUAAUUAUCACUGGGAUUUCGAGCUUAUUCUACCUGGCUCAUUACCUGAAACAGUUGAGGGAUUUGAAAAUGGUUUAAUUGAAUACAAACUAAAGGCAGUUGCCGAAAGGCAUUCUUUUGCUUCUUUUGCUUUAAAUUUGAACGCACAACAAAAGAUAACACUUCAACGUUGUACGUUCUUAAACUCUGAAGAUAUCUUAGAUACCAUAGUAUCUAAUAUAUGGAAUGAAAGGGUUGCUUAUGAUCUUUCAGUUGAUUCAAAAACCUUUACAUUGGGAGACGAAAUCUCACUUUUGGUCGAUCUUAAGCCUUUGACACAAUCAAUAAGAAUUCAUGAAUAUGUAUGCUCACUUCACGAAUGCGUUUCUUUCACCGUUGGCUCUAAUCCAAGAGCCUCAUGCAGAGUUAUUAGCACUAUAAGAGGCAAUAGCCUUCAUUGGAAUGGAGCAUUUUGGUCAGAUUUAUUAAAAAUCACAAUACCUCAAUCAAAAAAUACAUGCCUUUAUGAUACAGAAAAUUCAAUAAUUCAAAUAACUCAUCAAUUAAAAAUAAGCAUAAUUUUUAUGGUUUACGAAAAUCGACUUGUUGAACUAAGAGCCCAAUUACCGAUUAUAAUUACACUGAAAAAGGAUGAUAUGGAAUUACCUGCUUAUAAGGAAUAUGAUCCUUACCCCAUUCAUUUAUUACAUGGAGUUAGAGAUCACAUUGAAAAUAUUGAAAAUAUCGAUUUUUCAUUACCUUCAUAUAAUAGCAUUAAUACUGAUGCACCCCCUUAUAUAAUGGAUCUGACACCCCCUUAUAUAAUGGAUCUGACACCACCUCCACCAAUCCAUGUC